AUGAGCCGGGCUGGCCCCGCACCCGGCCUGCGCCUCUUCUUCCCCGACGGAGACUCCGGCCGCUGCCCGCCCCCCGCCCGGGGCGCCCCCCUGGCCCGCCGGCCCGAGCCCCGAGCAGGGAGCCGCCCGAAGCCGGAGCGGGGCGCGGGGGGCUGCCCGGCGGGGCCCAGGAGGAGGAAGCGAACCACGUUCAGCCGGGGGCAGCUGUGCGAGCUGGAGCGGGUGUUCGCCGCGCUGCCCUACCCCGACAUCGGCACCCGCGAGCGCCUGGCCGAGCUCACCCACCUGCCCGAGGCCAAGAUCCAGGUCUGGUUCCAGAACCGCCGCGCCCGGAGGAUCAAGAGCGGGAAGCCGGAGCAGCCGAGCUGCCGGAGGGCUCUGGCCAGUAAACCGCCCCCCUCCUGCCCCCCACCGCCCCAGGGACAAGGGGCCAGAAGCCAACAGGUGCCCGAGCUCCGCCUGCCCGGCAGCUCCCCCCAGCAGUGCCUGGGCCAAGCGCUGCCGGGCCUGGUCUCUGCCUUCCAGGGGCAGCUCCUGUGGGAGGACAGCUGCCAGCCCCCCUGCAGCCAGGCGGGAGCCCAGUGGCCUGUGGCUGCCCCCGGCCAGGCGGGGCCGCAGGGAGCGGACCCCACGGCCGGUGAGGGGCUCUCCUAUUGGGAUGUGUUCCCUGCGCAGACCUCCCUCGGGUACAUCUCCGACCUCAUCUAUAACGCGGCCAUCAUCACCAACCUGGGCGAGCCCUAG
Terrapene triunguis (Three-toed box turtle) is the source of this 744-nucleotide messenger RNA. RefSeq names its product SEBOX homeobox (gene SEBOX). Gene Ontology annotation, molecular function: DNA binding. The transcript is spliced from 3 exons. Lineage: Eukaryota; Metazoa; Chordata; Testudines; Emydidae. Bases 1 to 744 code for a protein of 247 amino acids. The record is from RefSeq and is a predicted model, not a curated record.